Molecule: messenger RNA, 624 nt
Organism: Prorocentrum cordatum
Lineage: Eukaryota; Dinophyceae; Prorocentrales; Prorocentraceae
Source: the annotation of a GenBank genome assembly
AUGUCGGACUGGCCGAUCCGAUUCGAUGUGGUCUUCGGCCAGCGCGUCCUGCAACAUAUGUUUUUCAGGCUCUGGUGGGCCGCGGUGGGGAGGACAAGGUCGGUGGUGACCGCCCUUCUCACAGCGCGAGGGGAAUGGGGUUCCGUUGGGCAGUUGCUUGGUGCUUCACAGUGCGUGCUGGUCUUCACCCGAUACUUCUUUGCUACUGGCAUCGUCCUCCGCAUGACGGUCCAGAACGAGGUCCGGGCCCUGCUCCAGGUCUCCCACCGCGAGUUCGUGCGCAAGGAGCUGCGGGCGCUCGCCGCCCGCCUCGAGGCGCAGCUCCCGCGCCCCGCCGAGGUCGCCUCCGCGCCAGCGGCCGCCCCACCAUCGCCCUGGGCGUUCGCAGGCGCCAGCCUGGCGGCCGAGGAGGAGAGGACGAAGCACAAGCUGAAGCGGAUGAUCCAGACCCCCAAUAGCUUCUUCAUGGACGUGAAGUGUCCCGGCUGCCUGCAGAUCACGACCGUGUACAGCCACGCGCAGACCGUCGUGCUGUGCGGGAACUGCAACGUGAUGCUGUGCCAGCCGACAGGAGGCCUCACCAGGCUCACGGAGGGCUGCUCCUUCCGCAAGAAGGCCGACUGA